This is a messenger RNA of Prunus armeniaca (apricot), 228 nucleotides long. Lineage: Eukaryota; Viridiplantae; Streptophyta; Magnoliopsida; Rosales; Rosaceae. The record is from the annotation of a GenBank genome assembly.
AUGGGUGAUAGCGUGCUUCACAUCGAGCUUCGUUGUUGGGCUGAUAUCAUGGUUAUUGCUUCAUUAUCAGCAAACACACUGAGCAAGGCAACUGCAUCUUGCGAGGAAUUGCAGAAAGCAGAGAAGAUUGCUAAGGGAUUGUGUGACAAUCUACUCACCUGUGUUGUGCAUGCAUGGGAUUACAGCAAGCCUUUUUUUGUUGCACCAGCCAUGAACACCUUAUUGUGA